Molecule: messenger RNA, 2583 nt
Organism: Benincasa hispida (wax gourd)
Lineage: Eukaryota; Viridiplantae; Streptophyta; Magnoliopsida; Cucurbitales; Cucurbitaceae
Gene: SUT2
Product: sucrose transporter 2
Biological process (GO): transmembrane transport
Cellular component (GO): membrane
Molecular function (GO): sucrose:proton symporter activity
Source: RefSeq, a predicted model, not a curated record
GGAAUAUGAUAAUCAUCAAAAUGCAAUUUUGAAAAACUUUAAUUUCUGGGUCAAUUCUGUUUUUAAUACUUUCGAAUUCAUAAAAAUUUCAUGAAUUCAAGUAUUUAUUUAUUUAUUUUUAUAAGGUUCAUGAAUUAAAGUAUUCAUUCAAACUUCCUUUCAAUACACAUUUUCACAAUACUCCACCGUGUAAUUGACGGCGAUACCAUUUUUGAGCUUCUGCAAUGGCGGUGGAUUUCAACUGAAACCACAGAAAUCCUCUUCAUUCCAUCAAAUUUCAUCCAUCCAUACCUUCAUCUUUCAUGUAACUGCACCAACUGUGAUUAGAUCUCCAUUGGAAGCUUCAGAUCGGUGUACAGAUCUUAUGUAAACGGCCGAUUUUGCCGUUCCAGUUGAUUAGCUCCACUCAUGGCGGCCAAGUCCAACUCCGUUUCCUUCAGGGUUUCGUACAGGAACCUCCAUGAUUCAGAAGUGGAGAUGGUGGCUGUCGAUGAACAUCAGCUUCACGGGAUCGAUCUCAAUUCUCCUUCUUCUGGUGGAUGUCCCAAUGGAAGCCAAGAUAGUUCAUCCUCCUCAACGCCUCAUGUUAGAUCUACGCCCAAUAGUUUGAUUAUCUUAAUUCUCAGUUGUACUAUUGCUGCCGGUGUUCAAUUUGGUUGGGCAUUACAGCUUUCCCUACUAACUCCCUAUAUUCAGACGCUCGGAAUUGAGCAUGCAUUUUCUUCCUUUAUUUGGCUUUGCGGUCCCAUCACUGGUCUCGUGGUUCAACCAUGUGUCGGUAUAUGGAGUGAUAAGUGUUCUUCAAAAUAUGGAAGGAGACGUCCUUUUAUUCUUGCUGGAUCUUUAAUGAUAGCAGUUGCUGUGGUGUUGAUUGGAUUUUCUGCUGACAUUGGAUAUAUAUUAGGAGAUACGAAAGAGCACUGCAGAGUAUAUAAGGGUACACGAACAAGGGCAGCAAUUAUCUUUGUAAUAGGCUUUUGGAUGCUUGAUCUUGCAAACAAUACAGUGCAGGGUCCUGCUCGUGCUCUUCUAGCUGAUUUAUCAGGUCCUGAUCAACACAAUGUUGCAAAUGCGGUAUUUUGUUCAUGGAUGGCUGUUGGUAAUAUCCUAGGUUUUUCAGCAGGAGCUAGUGGAAGCUGGCACAAAUGGUUUCCUUUCCUUUUAAGUAAUGCUUGCUGUGAAGCCUGUGGAAACCUUAAAGCUGCAUUUCUUACUGCUGUGCUUUUUCUAACCAUAUGUACUCUUGUUACCAUAUAUUUUGCCGAUGAAGUUCCGCUUACUGCUGUAGAUCAACCACCACGUUUAUCAGAUUCUGCUCCUUUGUUGAAUGGGAAUGAACAAAAUAGUUCUAAUAUUUUAAAACCAGAACUUAACAGUUUGAAUGGGAGCAAUGCUGACUAUGGCUAUCAAGAAAAUAUUCAUUUGAAAAAUUCAAAAUCAAAAAGUGAGGAAAGUCACAACGAAGGUUAUUAUGAUGGUCCUGCAACAGUUGUAGUCAAAUUGUUGACCAGUUUAAGACAUCUACCGCCGGCCAUGCAUUCAGUGCUUCUUGUGAUGGCUCUCAGCUGGUUAUCCUGGUUUCCCUUCUUCUUAUUUGAUACGGAUUGGAUGGGAAGGGAAGUGUAUCAUGGGGACCCUAAAGGCAGUUUGACUGACGAACAGGUUUAUGAUCAGGGUGUGAGAGAAGGUGCAUUUGGUUUGCUAUUGAAUUCUGUUGUUCUUGGUAUCAGUUCGUUCUUUAUAGAGCCCAUGUGUCAGCGCAUGGGAGCAAGACUUGUCUGGGCAAUGAGCAACUUUAUUGUCUUUGCAUGCAUGAUGGGAACUACUAUUAUUAGUCUAAUAUCCGUCAGCCAAUACUCUGAAGGAAUUGAACAUAUUAUUGGGGGAAAUUCAACAAUAAAAAAUGCUGCCUUGGCUGUUUUUGCUCUUCUUGGUUUUCCUCUCGCCAUAACAUAUAGUGUUCCCUUCUCUUUGACUGCAGAACUGACUGCCGAUUCUGGUGGUGGGCAAGGAUUGGCUAUAGGAGUUCUCAAUCUUGCAGUUGUUAUUCCCCAGAUGAUUGUAUCCCUUGGAGCUGGGCCAUGGGAUGCAUUAUUCAGUGGAGGAAACAUUCCUGCAUUUGCUUUGGCCUCGAUAUGUGCGCUUGCAGCAGGAAUCGUUGCAGUUCUUCGAUUGCCUAAUCAAACCAACAGUUCUUUCAAAUCCACAGGUUUCCAUUUCGGUUAAAAAAGACUGCAUCAUAUUUUUUAAAAACAAACUAGAAUAUGCAGUGCAACGAAAAGAUUCCUGGAGUUGGUCUUAUUAGAAAGAAGGCUGGAUUUCCAGUGCCAACCAAUACAACAGUUCCUUAUACCUUUUAUUUAAACUAAUAUGCAUUCAAUAUUCAUAUUCUUUAAUUUUUUGGGUAUCUGUACCAUAGCUUAGCUAGUGUAAAUUUUCGUUUUCUACGAUGAAUAAAAUGAGAGAUAUAUAUAAUGAUAAUGAGAAUGUUAUUUGUCCUUGUAGAAAUACGAUAAAACAUGUGUUACUAAUGUUGGAUAGAGUGUUGUUGGAAUAAGCAUUGAGGUCGUUUGGUUUAAGGUA